This is a messenger RNA of Nomascus leucogenys (northern white-cheeked gibbon), 601 nucleotides long. RefSeq lists its product as uncharacterized. Lineage: Eukaryota; Metazoa; Chordata; Mammalia; Primates; Hylobatidae. The transcript is spliced from 3 exons. The record is from RefSeq and is a predicted model, not a curated record. The coding region runs from base 116 to 559 and encodes 147 amino acids.
UGCCGGCUUUCUGCUCACACCUAGGAUGGCCACCUGAGAAUGGGACUCUUGUUCUGUGUUUGUGGAGACAUUCCUCGGGGCCGUGUGACUGCCGGCUUUUUACACCCCGACUGCCAUGGGGGUCAUCUGGACCCGAAGCCAGCUUCAGGAAGGGCAUUCGCAGCAUCCUCAGCCCAAGGAAAGCGAACGUCCAGCUGGAGAGAGGAGAAGCCCUAGAAGUGAUAUAGGCUCUGGCUGGGGGAACCGAUGUGCUCGUGUCGCGGCGUGGGGUUUGGUGAGGAACAACCAGAGCGCUCUUGCAUUUUGCAUGAGGAAGACCACACAGUUGGCCUCAUUCCUGCACAGUGGGAGAAUGUGUGGAGGUGUCCUGCUGCCAGAGAGGAGGCCUGUGUCAGCACCAUCACCAGCAUCCAGGCUACCUACAAGAGGAGGCAGGAGGACUCCUCUGCCACACCUGGGGAGGUCUCGUCAAUGGCAGGUUCCCUCUACAAUGCUUUCUCUGCUACAAAUGCAACUCAGCAUCACCUCUUUCCUGGAUAUAAUUCCAAGGAAUUAUUAAAGGAGGCAUUGGUGUCAGCACCUCGUGAAAUACUUGUAAGGA